AUGGUUGAAGACUCAAAUUAUAUAAGGCGAGCACAAGAAGCUUUCAACCAAGCAGAGAAAAAAUGCAAGCCAGGAGUAUUUGGCAGAAUGUUUUCAAACCGCGACGCUCGACUUGAAGAAGCCUCAGAGCUGUACAAGCAAGCUGCAAAUUAUUAUCGACUAGGAAAAGACUGUAAUUUUAAUUUAGACAUAUCCUCAGCUCGCUCGUUUUGUAAAUGUGCUGAGUGUGUCCCUGAUGAAGCAGCAAAUUACUAUUCAGAGGCAGGAAACGUUGUGAGAAAAGUUAAUUCAGCUGAUGCAGUCUCUUAUUACAACAGAGCUGUUGAGAUUCUCGUCAAUAGCAGCAGAAUCAGCCAGGCUGCAAGACUACGAAAGCAGAUCGCUGAAAUUUAUGAAACUGAUGAAAUGUUGGGUCUUGCAGUAGAAAAUUACUUACAAGCCGCUGAGCUCUUUGAAUUAGAUAAUAGUGAUGGUACUGCAAAUUCAUGCCAUUUGAAAGCAGCUGAAUUAAGCACAUUGGACUCAUUAGAUAGCGAAACCAUAUUAAAAGCCAUCAAGGUAGAUUGUAUAUAGAUUUUCGAAUUAGUAGGACAAAGGUAUUUGAUGAAUAACUUGACGAGGUUUUCAGCGAAAGACUGCUAUUUUAAAGCAGCGCUGCUAUUCUUAGCAAAUGACGAUACAGUUGGAGCUGAAAACAAUUUGAAUAUGUAUUCAAACAGAGAUCCGAGCUUUGAGACUUCUAGAGAAUGCAGAUUCGUAAGGGACUUGCUUGCAGCAAUUCGAUCAGGAGAGCAAAGCGAUUUUGAAGUAGUCACAGCCCAGUUUAAUAAAAUCACACCUUUAGACAGAUGGAAAACUCACGUGCUAUUAAAAGUGAAAUCCACAAUGCUGAAAGCUGAAGAAAAUGAUUUCAUAUAA
Blepharisma stoltei is the source of this 918-nucleotide messenger RNA. The record is from the annotation of a GenBank genome assembly. Lineage: Eukaryota; Ciliophora; Heterotrichea; Heterotrichida; Blepharismidae.